GCCAAUGGUGGGACUGAACAACAUGUUUUGCAUAUCACGUGACACUGCAUUAACAAAUCAACAAUUCAUUUUCCUUUAUUAUUUAGCAGUCGCUAAAAGGGUUGUAAGAAGCGUUUGAGAGAGCUUCAUGGAAAUGUGUGAGCAAAAUCUUCUGAAUUCUGGCUAUGUUGGUUCUCUGAAUUUCCCUAUUCCGGAGUCGUUAUAUUUUUCCAACUUGCGGAGCAAUGGAGCUCAUCUCCCCCAGCUGCAUCAGAUUUCCUACAACAGGCGAGAGGUGUGCUCGCUCCCGUGGACUUCCCCAAAUUCGUGCACAUCUCCGCCUCAGAGCCGCGCCUGUAGUGGCUACUCUCCGCCGUUUCUACACAAUUCAGUGCCUGUAAAUACUCAUCCCAACGACCACAACAAGGGACCAUUUGACGAGUCCAGUAAAUACUACUUUCAGGAUGUAAACCACAAACCAGAAGAACAUGCUAGACACUCGCAUACCUUUUAUGGUGAAGAUGGAGUUAUCCGUUCCGAUAGCUCGAAAUAUGCAUUUUCGAACUUGGACAGGCGGUCACAUGAUUCCGGUGCACAACACGAACUGAAUUACACCAACCAGGCAAUUGCCUCCGGCAUCAAGCAGUCGGCCAAUUCAAUUGCCCGACGUCAACCAUCUGCAAGUAAUGCAUGUGCCAGAACUGCUUUUUCUGAUGGCGCACCCUGGUGCUCUUCACAAGCGAAACUGAGAAAGAAGAGAAAACCAUACACAAAGCCACAGCUUGUUGAACUUGAGAACGAAUUCAUGAUGAACGAAUUCGUAAACAGGCAAAAACGGAAGGAACUAUCUGACAGACUGGAGUUGAGUGAUCAACAAGUUAAAAUAUGGUUUCAGAACCGCAGAAUGAAAAAGAAGAGACUAGUGAUGCGCGGGCAUGCGUUCUCCAUGAACUGAGAGCCUUGGGCCCUGAAAGUGACCUCGUGCGGAUUCUGUUCAGACAAGCUUCAAACCUCAAACUCUAUUUAUUUUCAGAAAGGCACAUAAUUAAACUUGUGUUUUGUAAAGCAUGCGAUUUAGGUUAAUUGGAUACAUCUAAUUAUUUUGUUCAAUGACCACACUUAGUAUUUCUGAGCGUAUAUCUCGUAUAACGCUCUUAGAAAAAAAGGGGUUUAUUGUGUUUUUAUAUAGAACUUUUAAUAUAGCUAUGCAAUAGUUUAUUUUUGUAUUUCUGCAGUAUCAAAAUGAACGUUUAUUUAUAAUUUAAUCUCUGUAGCCUACAUGUAUAAAUUAUGUAGGAUAUGUCGUAUUGUAUUGACGAAUAAAAAUUGAUGAUAUGGUUAGAAAUGGAUAUUGCACAUAUCUGAUUGGACGGGUCAGUCCUGCCUGAAAUCAAACUGGGCCUACAGGAAUUGCUCGUCCAAGCUCAAGUUCGUAUUUGUCGGUGGUUUAAUGAACCAUGAAAAAUAGUUUUUUGGAUUAUAUAUUUUGUAAGUGUUUGUAUGUCUAUCGCAUGGCUAUAAUAAUUGUGUGUAAAUGUAUUUUUGUCUUAUUUUUUUAUGUAUGCGUAAUCAUAGGCUAUAUAAUGCCUUCCGCUGUUGGCGCUGCUAUCGAAUGAGAGCUCUUGGGUAAGCUAUAGCGUUCUCUCUAUAUUAAAGUAAAACUGCCUUGGGGGUCCAGUUAAUGAGUAGACCUCAUUUGAGCUGUUUACUGGCUCAAUGUUAGUAUCAUGUGUGAUAUCGGCUAAAUAUAUAUAUAUAUAUAUAUAUAUAUAUACUUAUCUAGAAAAGCAAAAAACAUUUUCAUCAAUUCAUACAAUUCCAUGCCGACUAGUGUGUGUAUUAUGCACAUGUAUACAUUCGUGUAGACAUUUGAGGCUACAUGAACUGCUCAAAAUUCCACGCUAACACAAGUGGUCCAUGCUAUUUAAAUAUCUGUCUAGCACGUACACGAGGGCUAUUUGAUCAAGUGGCACAUCAACCACAGAUAGGCUAUUCCUAUAAAUAGACCUACAUGAAUUUACUACUUACUGAAUAUAGCUCUAACUCCUUAGCCUAUACGAUCUUCAUGGUUUUGUUUGCUAGUAAACCAUUUAAUUGAUUUAUUGUUACGUUUAGAAAUGGUUAUAUGGUUUUCGAGGGAGUAGUUUGUAGGAUAUAUUUUAAUCUUUGGUGUUUGGGGCGACCGGUUAGGAGCGUUGUGCCAGUAACCGACAGGUCUGUUGAUGUGCCCUUGAGCAAGGCACAUAGCCAUAAUUUAUCCUGUAAAUCGCUGUGGAGAAGAGCUGUCUGCUAAAUGACUAAAAUGUAUAGGCUAUACGUGUUUUAAAAAUAUAUAUAAUUAUUACCAAAAUAAGCACACACGUACUUAAUAAAAUGCUUUAUUCGAAGUGUUCUAGCUCGAACUUUGUAAUGGUCCGUUAUUUAGCUCAUAAUUCUGAAAUUAUAUUUUCUAGUUUUACAAUCUCAUUAUCUGACAGGAUCAAAGGGGAACGGUGUGUUCUCCCAAGGUCUUUUUUAUGAGAACUCUGCUAGAAUACGUAUGCUCGUGCUCUUCAGAUAUGGGGGCGCCAAAACAAAGUUAAGGUCAAGUUAGUAUCUUACAACAACAAAAAAUACCUACACAAACUUUAAGCAGAUAGUAAACUGCCUUCUCAUCAUUCAAAUUGUUUUAUUUUUUUGUGUGGUAUUUGCAAGGACUAUUUCAUGACGCAUCCGGGCCUGAAAACAAGGCCUGAAAUCAAGGCCCAACUCGUCCAUUUGGUCAACAACAACUGUUUUGCGGUUUACUCAUCUUUUCGGUGUCAAUCUGUGUUCAUUGCCAAUAGUAAUUAUUUUGCAUACGAUAUUAUUGGUAGUAUAGGACUAGAUAUUGUUGUUUUAGUACAUGGGUUGCAAUAAAACAUAUAUUUUUUCCCCUCUA
Molecule: messenger RNA, 2899 nt
Organism: Oncorhynchus mykiss (rainbow trout)
Lineage: Eukaryota; Metazoa; Chordata; Actinopteri; Salmoniformes; Salmonidae
Product: homeobox protein Hox-D12a
Biological process (GO): regulation of DNA-templated transcription
Molecular function (GO): DNA-binding transcription factor activity, RNA polymerase II-specific; sequence-specific double-stranded DNA binding
Source: RefSeq, a predicted model, not a curated record